Trichomonas vaginalis G3 is the source of this 564-nucleotide messenger RNA. Its product is annotated as nuclear protein, SKIP-related family. The record is from RefSeq and is a predicted model, not a curated record. The coding region runs from base 1 to 564 and encodes 187 amino acids. Gene Ontology annotation, biological process: generation of catalytic spliceosome for second transesterification step; mRNA 3'-splice site recognition. Gene Ontology annotation, cellular component: post-mRNA release spliceosomal complex; catalytic step 2 spliceosome; post-spliceosomal complex. NCBI's taxonomy places the organism in Eukaryota, Parabasalia, Trichomonadida, Trichomonadidae. The transcript has a single exon.
AUGAGACCAUGUGAAAUGAGAAAUGACCUUUUGAACCGAUGGGUUCGAUUACGAAGAGAGGAGAAGUUCGCCCAUUAUUGGGAAAUGCCAAAAGAUCCAGGGACAGUUCUCACAUUAGCUGAAGCAGAAAAAUGGAGAAAUUAUCUUGCAAAAGAACUUAAAGAUCACAUCGAAAGAUUAUACACGGAGCCUUUACCUGACGAUGAGACAAGAUAUUUAAACGAUUAUUGCAAUCAAGAAUUACAAAAAAUUAGAAGAUGGGAAUUACGCAUAAUUGAAUUAGGAGGCAUUGAUUACUCAAAAGUUGGUGUGGCCACACCUAAUGGAGAUAUCUUAAAUACUAAUCUUAAUCAAUAUCAAUAUUUCGGUCGAGCUAGGCAACUUCCUGGCGUCAAAGAAUUAAUAGAGCAAGAAAAGCAAAGAAAACAAGAUGAAAUUACAAAGAAAAAAGUUACCAAAGAAGAAUUAAUGAAGAAAGUUGAUGCUGAAUAUUAUGGAUUAGAGGAUGACACUUGGCUCAUUGAAGAAGAACAAAAGUUUGAGAAUUCACUCAAAUCAUGCUAA